CGUGCGCACGCUCCAUGACCUUUGCCCGGCACCGGCAUGGUUUUGAAGCGUCGGGGCGACGUGCGUGCGAAGUGUUUGUAGUACUUUCUAUGUCGCACCAGCCGAAGAUCAACACUUUCUAGGAUUCUCGGAGACAGAGCAGUUGAGAAGCAACCAUGAGUGCACGUGGAAGAAAGGGAGCUGCCAUCACUGUGGAACAGAUACAGGGAGACAGGCUUACUCAGUUUGCUAACAAGUUAUGGGCACCACAUCGCACAGGUCCAACUCCAACAUUCGACUCACAGGUUGUUGAAGACAUCUACAAGAAGGAUCUACUGGGUACCAAGUUUGCUAUCAGAAGGGUGAUGCUUCUGGAGUUCAGUCAGUACCUGGAAAACUUCCUGUGGCCAAACUAUGACCCAGACAAGGCCACCCACGCACACAUGAUGUCUGUAGCCGUCAUGGUCAACGAAAAGUUCAGGGAGAAGGUUCCAGCAUGGGAGCCCUUUGUGAAGCAGCCUGACCACUUCCCCAUGUUUUUCCGGCGAGUGAUGUCAGCCAGCCUGCAGCAGGAGGGCAUGACCCUGAGAGAACAGACCGUCCUGCUGGUGUUCCUCAUACACUGCUUCAACAGUCUGGAAGUGGACCUGGUGAGGGGACAGGUACAGCGACUGGUCUCCCUCCCCAUGUGGAUAAACCUGCUACCAGCUCGUCUACAGCAGGAACUGAAGGCUACACCAAAGUUGAAGAAGUUCUGGAAUGUGCUGAAAAAGGCAGACUCUCGAUUGAAUCCAUCUGCUCUGGAAAGAUCUGUUUAUGACAGACAGUUUCUGUAUCACCUGAUGAAGAAAUUCUUUGGUACUUUGGACAACAUUCCUGCCACAGGACCAGUAGAGAUGGACAAAGUUCACUACUGUGAGAGGUUCAUGGAGCUGAUGAUUGAUCUAGAGGCCCUGCUACCCACAAGACGUUGGUUUAACACACUGAUGGACGACUCUCACCUGGUGGUCAAGUGUCGACUGUCUAAACUGACCAAAAAGGAGGAAGGCAGGCUCUUCAACCAGCUCCUAGACAGGCUGAAGUUUUAUGCCGGCUUCGAGAUCAAUGACCAGACAGGGGAAGCUCUGACCGACCACAACAUGACAGACCUACACUACAACAGGAUCACAUCUCUACAGAGGGCUGUAUUCAAGCACUUUGAGGAGCUUCAGAAGUUUGCCUUUGCAAACGUAGCCAGUAUAGACACCAGGGAAGCCCUUCAGUCACACUUCAGUGCCAUGAGUGCCAAAAAGCUGCAUGAAGUGUGUGCAUACCUGAACCUACUGCCACAUCCUGAAGGAGAUGGGGAGACCUCCCCCUACAGUCCUAACCUUCUUCUGGAACUGUUGGUGUCACGCCAUGAGCGUAGACUGUCUCAGCUGGAGGCUCUAAACGAGAUGCCGCUCUAUCCUACUGAGGAGAUCCUGUGGGAUGAGAACAUUGUUCCCACUGAGUACUUCUCUGGUGAAGGUCCAGAGCCAAAACCCAACAUGCCGGGGGAAAACAGAACAUUCCGAGUGUGGCUGGACCCAAACCAGUACCAAGUGGACAUGGCCAGGACAAUGGACGGUGCAGAGGUGUGUGGACCUUCUACAUUAGCCUUCAUUGUUACUCCCAAUGAAAUCAGACAAGAUAUAGAAGACGCAGUUGGCAGAAUGAAGCCAUGGAAAGCGGAGGAUGGAGGUGUGUAUUUUGGAGGAUGGGCCAGGAUGGCUCAGCCAGUCGUGGCAUUUGCUGUUGUUGAGGUUUCCAAGCCUCAUGUAGGGAAGAAUCACCCCUCCAGAGUCAGGGCAGACGUCACUGUGAACCUGAACCUCAGACAGCACAUCAAGCAGGAGUGGGAGUCCCUGCGGAAACAUGACGUUUGUUUCCUGGUGUCUGUCCGCCCCCUGCCCAUCGGCACCAGGUACAGCCACGACCAGCCGUUUGUCCCCCAGGUGGGCCUGACCUGUGUCAGGGGGUGCGAGAUCGAAGGCAUGCUGGACGAAAAGGGCAGGGUCAUCGAGGAGGGUCCAGAGCCAAAACCCAACAUGCCGGGGGAAAACAGAACAUUCCGAGUGUGGCUGGACCCAAACCAGUACCAAGUGGACAUGGCCAGAACAAUGGACGGUGCAGAGGAUGUGUAUGAAACGUUCAACAUCAUCAUGAGAAGAAAACCCAAGGAGAACAACUUCAAGGCUGUUCUGGAGACCAUCCGUGACCUGAUGAACACAGAGUGUGUGGUGCCAGACUGGCUCCAUGAUGUCCUCUUGGGAUACGGGGACCCUAGCUCAGCACACUACACCAAGAUGGACAACCAGAUUGCAGACCUGGACUUCUGUGACACCUUCCUCAGCAUCGACCACCUGAAGGCCUGCUUCCCAGACUACCAGGUCAAGGUCACAACCGAUGACCCCUCCAAGCAGCUCCCUCCGUUCAAGGUCACCUUCCCAGAAGUGGCGGCCAAGAAGAGGAAGAGAGAAGAUGACAGUGGGGAGGGCGCAUCCACGGAUGGGGAGGGUAAUAAACACAUCGUUGUGGAGCCCUACACCAUUCCAAACAGGGGGCCGUAUCCAUACAACCAACCAAAAAAGAAUACAGUUCCAUUCACCAGUACCCAAGUUGAGGCCAUCAGAGCUGGAAUGCAGCCAGGUCUAACUAUGGUGGUUGGUCCCCCUGGUACUGGAAAGACAGACGUUGCUGUGCAGAUCAUCUCCAACAUCUAUCACAACUUCCCAGAGCAAAGGACUCUCAUUGUCACACAUUCCAACCAGGCUUUAAACCAGUUGUUUGAGAAGAUCAUGGCCCUGGACAUUGAUGAGAGACACCUGCUGCGUCUGGGUCACGGUGAGGAGGCUCUGGAGACAGAGAAGGACUUCAGCAGGUACGGCCGAGUGAACUUUGUGCUGGCGAGAAGGCUGGAGCUGCUGAAGGAGGUGGCCAGGCUACAGGAGAGUCUGGGGGUGCCAGGAGACGUGGCCUACACCUGCGAGACAGCAGGACACUUCUACCUGUACCAGGUGCUGGCCAGGUGGGAGGAGUAUCUGAGCAAAGUCAAGAGGCCGGGCCUGAGUGUGGAGCUCAUCAAGGAACAUUUUCCCUUUGAGAAGUACUUCGCCAAUGCUCCUCAGCCAAUAUUCAAAGGAAAGUCAUAUGAUGAAGACAUGGACAUUGCAGAGGGAUGCUUCAGACAUGUUAAGAAGAUGUUCAAGGAGUUGGAGGAGUUCCGUGCCUUCGAGCUGUUGCGCAGUGGCCUGGACAGGUCCAAGUACCUGCUGGUGAAGGAAGCCAAGGUGAUUGCCAUGACCUGCACACACGCAGCCCUCAAGAGGCAUGACCUGGUGGAAGUCGGCUUCAAGUAUGAUAACAUCCUGAUGGAGGAAGCUGCACAGAUCCUGGAGAUUGAGACAUUCAUCCCUCUACUGCUGCAGAACCCAGAAGAUGGCUUCAGCAGGUUGAAGAGGUGGAUCAUGAUCGGAGACCACCACCAGCUGCCUCCAGUCAUCAAGAACAUGGCCUUCCAGAAGUUCUCCAACAUGGAACAGUCUCUCUUCACAAGGUUUAUCAGACUUGGUGUACCUCCUGUUGAUCUGGAUGCACAGGGCAGAGCAAGACCAAGCAUCUGUAACCUGUACAACUGGCGGUACAAGAAGCUGGGGAACCUGCCCCAUGUACAACACUGGGAGGAGUACAGGCUAGCCAACCCCGGCUUCUGCUUCGACUACCAACUCAUCAAUGUGGAGGACUUCAACGGAGUUGGAGAGUCUGAACCUAACCCUUACUUCUAUCAGAAUCUGGCGGAAGCGGAGUACGUUGUGGGCAUCUUCAUGUACAUGAGGCUGCUGGGAUACCCUGCCGAGAAGAUCAGCAUCCUGACCACCUACAACGGCCAGAAACACCUCAUCCGUGAUGUCAUCAACCAGAGGUGUGGAGACAACGCUCUCAUUGGCCGGCCCAGCAAGGUCACAACAGUAGAUCGGUUCCAGGGUCAGCAGAAUGACUACAUCCUCCUGUCUCUGGUGCGCACCAAGGCUGUGGGACAUCUCAGGGAUGUCCGUCGUCUGGUAGUGGCCAUGUCUCGUGCCAGACUGGGCCUGUACGUCGUGGCCAGGGUCUCCCUGUUCCAGAACUGCUACGAGCUCACACCUGCCUUCAACCUGUUGAUGGAAAGGCCACUGAAGCUGCAUUUGACCCCACAUGAAACAUACCCUACCUUGCGCAAGAAUGGAGAUCCGCCCUAUGGUGCCCCAGUUGUAAUCCAGGACAUGCCCCACAUGGCACAGUUUGUGUACGACAUGUACAACAGGCAGGUGCACCACAUGCAGGAGGCCAUGAGGUUGAUGGAAAGGCCACUGAAGCUGCAUUUGACCCCACACGAAACAUACCCUACCUUGCGCAAGAAUGGAGAUCCGCCCUAUGGUGCCCCAGUUGUAAUCCAGGACAUGCCCCACAUGGCACAGUUUGUGUACGACAUGUACAACAGGCAGGUGCACCACAUGCAGGAGGCCAUGAGGGCUGAGCAGAGGAUGCAGCGAAGGUUCCGAGAGCUGAGACCUCCUGCAAAGCCCAGGCCAUCAUCACAGCCACCAAAGGAGAAGGAGGAGGAGGAGGAGGAGAAAGAGGAGAAGAUGGAAGAGGAGCGGGAACAUGUGAAGAUGCCUGAACACCCAGGCAGGGACAGUGACAGUGAGGGGGAGGAAGAUGAGGAUGGGGAGGACAAAAGGAAGGGGGAGGAGCCCACAGAAAAGGUGAUGGAGGGGGAGGGGGGCAAGGAAGGGGAUGUGGCAGACAAAAAGAGUGAAGAAGAAGACAAGAAGAACUAGAAUAAGGCAGAAUGAGCAGGAUGGGGAGGGCAAAAUAAGGGAAAGGAGCGCACAGAAAAGGGGAUGGAGGGGGAGGGGGGCAAGAUGUGGGAGACACAAAGAGUGAAGAAGAAGACAAGAAGAACUAGAAUAAGGCAGAAUGAGGAGGACAAGGAAGACAAAGGGAAGGGGGAGGGGCCACAGAAAAGGGGAUGGAGAGGCAAGGAAGGAGGUGUGAGAGACAAAGAGUGAAGAAGGCAAGACGAACUAGAAGUAUUUUUUCAACAAAGUUGAGCUAAGGGGACCUACUGUUAUUUUUUUUCUACUUUUGUUCACAGUUUUCACAGUCACUUCUGUACCAUAAAUUUAUCAGUACCAUGAUUAUGAAAUCAUUUAUGUUCUGCCCCCUCUCCCACUACCAUGAAGGUUAAGUUCUGGGAACAUGUCCAUUUUCCUCAGAACGUGAAAUUUUGUUAACGUAUAGAUAACAAGUAUGUGUACUUUUAUGUUGUAAAAGCAG
Molecule: messenger RNA, 5319 nt
Organism: Branchiostoma belcheri (Belcher's lancelet)
Lineage: Eukaryota; Metazoa; Chordata; Leptocardii; Amphioxiformes; Branchiostomatidae
Product: intron-binding protein aquarius-like
Biological process (GO): mRNA splicing, via spliceosome
Cellular component (GO): catalytic step 2 spliceosome
Molecular function (GO): mRNA binding; helicase activity
Source: RefSeq, a predicted model, not a curated record